This is a messenger RNA of Cercocebus atys (sooty mangabey), 3568 nucleotides long. Its product is annotated as caskin-1-like. Bases 219 to 695 code for a protein of 158 amino acids. Lineage: Eukaryota; Metazoa; Chordata; Mammalia; Primates; Cercopithecidae. The record is from RefSeq and is a predicted model, not a curated record. The transcript has 2 exons.
UUACAGUUAAGUUUUUUUUUUUUCCGCUCUCGCCCGUGACAUUUUCUCCAAAUCGGAAGAAAAUGAAGUAUAAGUGGAGCUUUGCCGCAGGCAGCCCUCGGUCUCCGCUUUCAGAUUCGGGGUCCGGGAGCAGAGUUCCCUGCCCGCCGCGGUGCUAAACUCGGGGUACAGUGUGUGGCCCUCAGCGAGCGCCCUGGGACUGAUCGCCCGGCCGAAGGAUGCCGAGGAGCCGGCAAGGCCGGCGUCCGGCUCUGCGUGGGGCGCGGGUGCGAUCCAAAGGCCGCGGGCCACCGGCCUCGCCGCGGGUUCAAGUGCGUCCGGGUUUGGACGCCGCGGCUCCAGGAGUGUGCUCUCUCUCCUGCCCAUCCCCUCCCCGGAGUUCAGCGUAUCCGCGGCUCCGGGGACCCCUCUUCCCGGCCCUCCCAGCCGCGCUGGGCCGCCCGCCUCGGGCCCGACCCAACGCGCCUGUCUCCGGUUCCUGGCCAAGGCGCGAGGACGCGGGCGGGCACCGGGUUCCCGCUUCUCCCAGGCCACGAUCCCGGCCCACGCAAGAGGCUCCCGCGCCCAUCGUGGAGGCUCCGCCUGGAAAAGAAGUUCGACUUCCUCUCCAAGCUGCUCCGAGGGGAAUCGGAAAUCGGCAGGAAAUGACCAGAACUGCCAGCCUGCGCCUUUGCAGCCGGCCCUCGCUUUUCUGAAGACGAGCAGCUCCCACCAAAGUCUUGCCUCCCCCUACCCCGAAAGCCCCGCUCAGCUCUCACCAUGUGACGUGCCUGCUCCCACUUUUCCUUUUACCAUGACUGGAAGAUUCCUGAGGCCCUCACCGAAGCCUAGCAGAUGCUGGUGCCAUGCUUGUACAGCCUACAGAAACAUGAGCCAAUUAAAGCCCUUUUGUUUAUAAAUUACCCAGCCUCAGGUAUUUUUUCAUAGCAAUGCAAACGGCCUAAUACACUGUGCAUUUGGCAGGAAACUGUUGCUGGUGGUCUGGCGGACUGAAUGAUUGAGUAAGCUUUCAAUUUAGGAAGCUCUUGAAAGGAGACAAUUCUCUAAUAGCACUUUCCAGUAGAAAUAUGUGAUUCACGAAUAGAAUUUUAAAUGUUCUAUUAGCUACAUAAUCACGUUACACAAUUACACAAAAAAGGUGAAAUUCAUUUUAAUAAUCUAUUAUGUUUCACCCAGUAUUUCCAAAAUAUUACCAUUUCAGUGUGGAAUCAAUAUAAAAGUAAUGAGCUAUUUUGCAAUUUUGUUUUUAUAUGAAGUCUUCAAAAUCUGAUGUAUAUUUUACAUGUAUAUGUUUCAGUUUGUACCAGCAUAUUGCAGUGGUCAAUAGUCAGAUGUGUCUAGUGGCUCUUAUAUUGAGGGGUCCAGUUUUAUAACAUCAAUAUUAAAUCCCACCAUGGUCACAAAUGAAAAUGAACCCAGAGUGUUCUGGCUGGAUUUAUUCAUGAUAACUAAUCCCUCACUUACAUAAACAGCAUAUGCUUCAAGAAGGAAUAACAAAGAUGCUAUAAAGAUCUGUGUCCUGGGCAUUUGUCUUAUAUUUGACAGCCAAGAGUGUUUAUGACAGGCCCUGUACUUCACAAGCAAGCUAUAAUACAGUAUUGUAAAUACAAAUGUUUUAACUGUGGGUAUAGUAAAAGCAUUUUGGGCUUCCCAGAUUGGCUACAGAUUCCACCAUCACUGGGGCCAGUUUGUGAUUAUGCAUCUAUGAUACAACUCAGAACCAUUUAUUCCGUCAUAAAAGAUGCGGUCAAGGCAAACUCUCACACAUAAUGUCACCUGUGAUCAUUUUUUUCUGACUGAAAUAGCUGCAGUGCUAUUGUAUACAAGCGUAUUUCUUUUAGUGAGAUAAGACAAAAUGAUAGCAUUGAGAUGAGAGACUUGUAAUGAUUUCCCACUGGGAGCAAUGAUCUCUGGUUCUUAAUUUCUCUACCUGUGAAAUGGCAGUAAUAAUUUCGGCCCUGAGGUCUGAGUACCAUGAGGAUAUGAACAAAUACUUUUCAUUUUUCUGAUUCUCAGUUUAGCAGAGGACUUACAAUUGCGAAAGUAUUUCUUCAAUCUGCAGAAGUGUUUGUGAGAGAUAGGGCCAUCCAGUGAGUUCCUUUUUCUUUAUUUUCUUUAAUGGGUCACUCACAGUUUGUGACAAGAGCAUUACUAAUUGCAUAGCUGGUGCCAGGGGCACUGUGGAGUCAUUGAGGAAAUCACUGUUAGCUACAACCCGCAUAAAAGCCAAUUACUCUCUAGAGAGGCAACAUGCCAUCCUGAGAGAAUACAGGGCUGGUGCCUCAAAGUUUUUCCACAGACGAGGUACGCAGCCUGGGGCAAACUAUUUUAACUGCAGCUUUCUCAGCUGUGAAAAAUGAGAAUGGCAAUCCUUACUGCUUUGGAAGAGAGUUGUGUUUAUUAAUUAGUUUGUAUUUCAAAGUGCUUCACAAAUGGAAAGUUUCACUAUUGGAUUAAGGAAAAAUGUCCUUUCAUUUUAUCCCCCUCCACCUUAGGAGGAAAAGAAACUGUGCUCACUGAGGCUGGGAGAAAAAUGGAGGGGAUUCAGGCAAAAAAGCUAACAAACCUGACUUCCAUGGUAGUGGCUCAUUUCCCCGGCUGUAAGAUGGCACCCAUUAAAGGCAGCUUUGUAAAUUAGGCAUCUGAAAGGGCAACCAAACCUGCCAUCUGAAGAAUUGCAUUCAUUUUAGACUUAAUUUUUAUGAUUGCUUCAAGAGAAAAAGGGAAAGAAAAUGAGCCAAAUCACACUGUGAUAGGGGAUUUGAAAAUGAGAAGUAGCAUAAAUAAUAUCAUGUUUUCUUGCUUGAAAAAUAGGAGGUUGGAUCUGCUUAUAUCCCAGCCUUUAGACUCUCAAAUCUCCUUGUUCUGUUUCUAGCUUAACUCGGUAGGUCCACCAGUAUUUUCCUACCAAGUGUUCUACUGUCAUUAAUUGUUUAAAAAAUAGAGAAGAGAGAGAAUUCAUUUCUAUUCUUCUUGUGACUGUCCCCCAGUUUUUCAUUUCUCCUUCCAUACUGCAGAAUGCAGCUGUCUGGCCAGGGACUGCACUUCCCAACUUCCUUUGCAUCUAUCUGGGUCAUGUGACAAGUUCUCACCAAUGGAAAAUGAGCAGAAGUAGAGUUUCUAAGUGGCUGUGCCUUUUCCAGUAUCUCUGGGGACUGGAAAUGAUUCUGAAGCCAUAGGGAAAGGCCAAGCCUCAAGAAAGAAGGCUGAAUCCUUUAUCACCACAUGGAGGAAAAUCUCCCACAGAAAUGGAACAUCUGCUUUGGAUUGUUAUCUGAGUGAGAGAGAAACUUCUGUUGUGUGAAGUUGCUGAUAUUUUGAAGUUUAUUGUUGUAGCAGCUAAUGUUACCCUAACACAUAUACUGCCAAAGCUGACACUCUGCCCCAAAGUUUCCAUUAUAGUUGUCUUUUCCAUGUCAGAACUUGAAAUUCCUUUAGGACUUUCAUGACAUUCAGUAUAGUUCAGGACAUGUAAGGUAUUUAAUAAAUGCAUAUGGAAUUGAGGAAGGAAGGUAUAAAGGAAGGGAGGGAAGAGGGAGGGAGGAAGGAGUGGUUGAAUUAAUGUGUA